This is a messenger RNA of Oryza sativa Japonica Group (Japanese rice), 1982 nucleotides long. Its product is annotated as GTPase-activating protein gyp1. Gene Ontology annotation, molecular function: GTPase activator activity. Lineage: Eukaryota; Viridiplantae; Streptophyta; Magnoliopsida; Poales; Poaceae. The record is from RefSeq and is a predicted model, not a curated record. Gene Ontology annotation, biological process: activation of GTPase activity.
GACCCCUGAGACUUGCCGAAAUUUUUCAUUCGAGUCCUCGUGAUCCAUCCUCCCCGACAGAUCGAUCCAAUUCGCAUCAUCGCAUCACACACCUCCUCCUCCUCCUCCUCCCCCCGCGCCGCCGUCAUCCGCGGCCUUACCGGCGACCGACGCGGCCGCCGCGUCGCCCUCCCGCCGCCGCCGCCGCCGCCUCCGACGACGGGUUUCCAAACGGAUCCGGUGGAAUUCCAUCCCUCUCGAGCUUAGCGAGGGGGGAGAGAGAAGAGGAAGAAAGUGAGGGGAAAAAAGCUUCACAAGAAUACGCGCACCACGCAUGGGGAUCCGAGUCGGGAGGUAGACGGAGGGGCGAGAUCCGGCGAGGCGGAGAGCGGGAGGGGAUUGUCGCGUGGUUUUUGGUUGCUCCCCCCUACCGCCAGCUCCGGCGAUCCCGACCACCCACCGGCGACGAUGAGCGGCGGCGGCGGAGGAGGCGGAGGCGGAGGAGGAGGAAGCCCCAACAACACGGAAUGGCGCUUCAACCAGACGCUCCGCAACGUGCAAGGAAUGCUCAAAGGGCGGAGCUUUCCUGGGAAGGUCUUGCUGACCCGAAGAUCAGAACCUCUUUCACCUCCUGAAUACUCCCCGCGCUAUGAGAAUGAUCGUGAUGAAUACGAACAGAAUGAAGGCUCACAAGAAGGAAAAGGGCAAGCAUCUGGAAACACAGCUGAUAGUAUGAGUGCAAAGAAAUCAAAUCCUCCAUCAACAAGUAGCACCAAUUCAUUACCAGAUGCCCAAGGAUUAGUUUCUGGGGCUAGAGCUACAGAUUCUGCACGAAUUGCUAAAUUCACGAACGAACUAUCUAGGCCAGCUGUUAUAUUAGACAAGUUGCGGGAACUGUCUUGGAGUGGUGUUCCACCUUAUAUGCGACCUAAUAUAUGGAGACUUCUUCUGGGAUAUGCACCACCUAAUGCAGAUAGAAGAGAAGGUGUUCUGACGAGGAAAAGACUUGAGUACGUUGAAUGUGUUUCUCAAUACUAUGAUAUUCCUGAUACUGAACGCUCUGAUGAAGAGAUUAAUAUGCUUCGACAGAUUGCUGUUGAUUGCCCAAGAACUGUGCCAGAUGUUACCUUUUUCCAGCACCCUCAAAUUCAGAAAUCUCUGGAGCGCAUUUUGUAUACAUGGGCCAUCCGUCAUCCAGCAAGUGGUUAUGUUCAAGGAAUAAACGACCUUCUUACACCAUUCUUGGUCGUAUUCUUAUCAGAGCAUCUAGAGGGCAACAUGGACACCUGGUCCAUGGAAAAGCUUUCUCCACAGGAUGUUUCUAAUAUUGAAGCGGACUGUUAUUGGUGUCUUUCAAAGUUUCUCGAUGGUAUGCAAGACCAUUACACCUUUGCUCAACCAGGAAUUCAGCGCCUUGUUUUCAGGUUGAAAGAACUUGUUCAUCGUAUAGAUGAACCUGUGUCAAAGCACAUGGAGGAACAAGGAUUGGACUUUCUUCAGUUUGCGUUUCGUUGGUUCAAUUGUCUUAUGAUUCGUGAGAUUCCUUUUCAUCUUGUAACACGCUUGUGGGAUACCUACCUUGCUGAAGGCGAUUAUCUACCGGAUUUUCUUGUAUAUAUAUCAGCUAGCUUUUUGUUAACGUGGUCAGACAAGCUGAAGAAACUUGAUUUUCAAGAGAUGGUCAUGUUCCUUCAGCACCUUCCGACGAGGAACUGGGCUCACCAUGAGCUUGAGAUGGUGCUCUCCAGGGCUUACAUGUGGCACACAAUGUUCAAAAGCUCGCCAAGUCACCUCGCCAGCUAGGAUACCCGAUAAUCAUAUCUGUAAUCUAUGACCUGAUUUUGAUGUACUCUAGACUUGUCCCCUUUGGGGAAGGAACCAUGAGGAGACUUCUUUUGUUUUCAGUGCAUACUAUCAAUUGUAACACUACCCCCAAUCUGUAUAUUUUACUUACAGAUUAUUAUCAAUGAUGAUGAAUAGAUGGCAUUCAAUUUGUGUAUUAA